GCCGCGCGAGCCUCAAAAACCCCAAACCGACGCAAAAUGAUCCUCACAAAUUGCGCCGCCUGCGCCGCCCCACUGGCCCACGACGCGCCGCGUUGUAUUAGAUGCCACACAAGAUAUUGUAACAAAACUUGCCAGCAUGACCACUGGCGCCGCGGCCACAAGCAGAUUUGUAAGAAAAUACACCGCGGCGGAAACGCGGAGCAAUACUAUGCCGACAAAAAAUACAAGGAGGCCGUCGCGGAGGCCGUCGAGGCGUGCGCGGACGACACGAAAGGCCAGGGGACAGCGUAA
Messenger RNA from Pelagomonas calceolata, 291 nucleotides. NCBI's taxonomy places the organism in Eukaryota, Pelagophyceae, Pelagomonadales, Pelagomonadaceae. The record is from the annotation of a GenBank genome assembly.